AUGUGCCGCCGAACAGUUGUGCUUCGAAUGGAGGAGUUACGCGUGCGGGGCAACGCCCUCUUUACCAGCGACCCUCGUGCAGCAGCGGCACUCUACCAGGAGGCCAUCAACCUCUAUGGAACCCUUGACGACAAGGCGGCGAUGCUUGACGAGUACACCAAGUGCGCCGGCAAUGCGCUGACGUGUCUCUUUAAGCUGCAGGAGUACGAGGCAUGUGCGGCGCUCGCCCACACAGUGCUGGCGGUGAACCCGUUGAUUGCCAAGGCGUACGCCUUCAUUGGGCGCUGUGCUCUGCUGCAGCCAUCCAUCACACUGCCGCGUCACGCGGGCGCACUGCAGUAUUUGUGCCGUGCUGUCUACCUACUGCCGUCGAUAGGCGACGCCACGCUACCGUCCAUCCGUGACGCACUCGAAUUGCUGCUGCAGCAGCAACAGCAUGAGCAGUGUGGGCAGCACAGUGAGGAACCCUGCAUUGAGGUGCGGCAGGGUGACUGCGGAAACUGUGUUGUGGCGGCUACACCCGUGCCGCCUAUGCUGGCGGUCAGCUCCACCCUCCACCCUUUCUCUGUCUGCGCGUAUGAAGAGGUGGAGGAGGAGAGCACCAGCAGCGGCUGCGGUGUGUGCGCCAACUGCGGUGUGGUCGUGGAGGAGUGUGCUGACGAUGGCGGCAGCGGCACGUCGACGUCGCAACAGGCGUGCAGCCGUUGCCGCCUCGUGCGUUACUGCUCGGCGGCGUGUGCAGCCACCCACGCGCCCCAGCACGAACAGCACGAGUGCCGCCUGCUGGUGCGGCUGCGGGAGAUG
This is a messenger RNA of Trypanosoma grayi, 804 nucleotides long. Its product is annotated as SET and MYND domain-containing protein. The transcript has a single exon. The annotation marks the transcript as partial. The record is from RefSeq and is a predicted model, not a curated record. NCBI's taxonomy places the organism in Eukaryota, Euglenozoa, Kinetoplastea, Trypanosomatida, Trypanosomatidae. Gene Ontology annotation, molecular function: protein binding.